AUGUCAUCAUCAAAUAUUCAGUCAACAUUGAAUUUCACAUCUUCAAGUGUAGUUUCAUCACCUCUACCAAGUGUAUUCGAAUUACUUGCUCAAGAACGUUUAACUGAUUUAAUUCGGCCUUGUCUUCGACAAAUUUUUAAAUUUUUACAUGAAAUUCGUCCAUUAUCGAAUGCAUUACGAAUUCUUUAUAAAUACAAAGAUGAAUUUAUAUUACUUAUUGAAAGUAUUGUUCAAUGGCUUUAUUUACAUUUCUAUUCUGCUCUAAUCGGUGAACAUUUUUAUGGAUUAAAACGAACAGCAAAUCAUCGAUUACGUUCACUGAUAUUUUCUGUAUUUAUACCUUAUGUUAAACUAAAACUUGAUUCAUUAAAUGAACAAAUGUCUACGAAUAAUAAUAAUCGUCAAACUAGAUUCUAUAUUAUACUUCAAAUUUUACCUAAAAUUCAAGUUUUUAUCGAAGGUGUUUGUUGGCUUUAUCGAAUAGGUUAUGCUUUUGGUCGUAUUGAAUAUUAUAGUCCAGAACUUCAAUUAGCCGGUGUUAAAUUAACCUAUGCUAAAGACCCAUCACCCGUCAUCUCACCAUCAACAAAUGCUAGUCGAUUUUUUUCCAUAGUCAGUCAAAUUAUAUCAAGUGGUUUAUUUCUUGUUCAAUUUAUUGAAUGGUGGAAUAAUACAAAUGGUUCAAAGAAAAAUUCUAUUAAUGCUAAUAUUAAUCCACCAUUACCCACUUCUGUUCGAACACAAUCAACAAUUGGCAAACGUCAAUGUCCUCUUUGUCGACAACCAUGUAAUGUUCCAACAGCAGUACUUGGUUCAGGUUAUGUUUAUUGUUAUACAUGUAUUAGUGAUUACGUUACACGUUAUCAUCAAUGUCCAACAACACAUCAACCGGUAACAAAUGAACAGUUAAUUAAAAUUUAUUAA
Messenger RNA from Rotaria sp. Silwood1, 924 nucleotides. NCBI's taxonomy places the organism in Eukaryota, Metazoa, Rotifera, Eurotatoria, Philodinida, Philodinidae. The record is from the annotation of a GenBank genome assembly.